Molecule: messenger RNA, 2377 nt
Organism: Aspergillus calidoustus
Lineage: Eukaryota; Fungi; Ascomycota; Eurotiomycetes; Eurotiales; Aspergillaceae
Source: the annotation of a GenBank genome assembly
CGGACGUAAGCUGACUACUAUUGACCUAGGAACUAGUGGCAAGCGACAUAAAUUAACCUUCCCGUACCCGUAUCUACUAGCCUAACUAGGUUAAUCUUUACAUCGCCAACACUGCAAUCUGAGGGGAUGUCCAAGUUCAAUUUGACUCGCGUCGAGGUUUGGAUGGCAUUUUGACCAGUUUGCAACGUCGAUCUCGUUUUAUUUGUCUCUCUUUUGUGUCAAUGACGCGCGAAGAAUUAUUAUUGAUGACAGCAAGGCACUUGGCAUGUUUGUCAAUGGCCCAAGGCUGUCGAGUGCCUGGGGUUGACUCAUUUACGCGAUUGUUGCCUGGAUCGCGACCCACUUCGAAGAUCAACUCUGGGGUCGCCAGAAGAUGCAAACUGCGAUGCGCCUGCGGUUGGUUUGGCGAGUUGAUUUCCAUUGAGCGAGAUAUGUGUAUAAAAAGAGAAAGGAUGUUUGUGGUCGGUGAUGAUUUUCCGCUGGGAAAGCAGAGGACUUUUUCCUACAGUCGCCGACCCCCAUACUCAUUCAUCAUCUCGUCCAUUCCCCCAAGAUGCCUCUCGAAAGUGACUUGACCAUCAAUGCUUCCAAGUUCUCUCCAGAUAGCAUCGCCGAGUCAACCAAGCAGGCCAAUGCCCUCCUUGCAAAUAUUACAGCCAACGCACCGAAAUGGUAUGAAGUCGGAUCCGCGCAAUAUCGCGAGAUGCAGCUGUCUGGCAAGACGCCACUACCUCCGCCUGUAUACCUUCCAAAUGCUAUAGAGACUACAGUCCCUUCUCGAGACCCCUCGCACCAGAUUCCCGUUCGUGUUUACAAGCCCGACAAUGAGCCUAGCAAGGGCGUCUUUCUGCAUGCCCAUGGCGGUGGGUGGGUUUUGGGGAGUCAUGACCAUCAGGACCGCAGCCUGCAAAUGUUCGCCAACGGCACGGGGUUGACAACCGUCUCGGUGGGCUACCGUUUAGCCCCAGAGAAUCCAUACCCAGCGGCGAUCAACGACUGCAUCGAUGUGGCCGAGUAUCUCGUCGACGACCCAUCACGGUACGGUUCAGUCCGGUUUCUUGGAGGCGAAUCGGCCGGUGCAUAUCUUGCUCUUCUCUCAGCCUUCCAUCUGCUUCGCACUCGGCCCUCCCAUACAAUCUCCGGCCUUGUCCUUCGAUAUGGCGAAUAUGACCUCGCCGUGGGGUUGCCUGCAAUCGUGAAGUCCGCGUCUACCAAAGCACUCAUGAUCGACCGAUAUGCCAUGGAACGCUUCAACAGCGCCUACCUACCCAAUCUGUCGAUAGAAGAGCGCAGAGACCCGUCUCUGUCCCCGUUAUACGAGGACGUUGCUGCGCUGGUAGCCGCUACUCCGAACGGUCUGCCUCCGGCGCUGUUUGUUUGCGGGACUGCGGAUCCUUUGCUAGAUGACACGCUUCUGAUGGGUAUGAAGUGGAACAUAGCUGGUGGUGAAUCCAUAGUCAAGGUUUAUCCGGGGGCAGCUCAUGGGUUCACGGUUAUACCGGGUCUGCCUGUUGCUGAGGAGGCCAAUGCGGUUAGUGUUCAGUUUAUGCGGGAGAAGUUGGCUGUUUAGCUUGAGUGGGCUUGUGAGAUAUGUAGAGCAGCGCAGGGUCCCUUCGAUUCCAGAUGCUAAUUAAACAGCACAAAUACUAUGCGAAUUGGUCGAAUUACUGGAAUCGUCGUCACGAUAAUCACCCCUGAUUUUCACCUUUACAUGAAGACUAUUGUACACUGAAGUUCAGAGUCCCAUUAUUGCCUGGAGAUGCGAAGAUAAAGACUCAAACGUCCCUUCCGCCUUCGCCAGCCUGGUUCGGCCAGUAGCCAGAAACACGCCGAGUCGUCUGUCUCUAGGGCAAGGCUGCUGCGACGCUCCACUACUCGAGCGACCGAGGUUUCGACGCGAGUCUCGCAAUCAUGCCAUACGGUUAGAAAGACCUCUGGCAAGUCACGGGUUCCGAAAGCCGCAGACCCGUCGUUAAGGAGGAGCUAUUGCCGCAGCCCUAGUGCCACUAUAGCCGAUCAGAGACUCCGAGCUAUGAAGAAUAGCGCUCGUGCAUCGCCCCGGUUUGGAUCAUGUGUGUUGGGGAAUGUCGUUGACUGGCGUUUUGGAACUCCGGUCAUGAGAGGGUUGCGUGUAGUGUGAUAGCGUAAUCCAUGCGUUGCCGACUUGUCAUAUUCAGAGCUCGGUUUAUGCGUUUGUGGGAGGGGCGCCGCGGGCAAUACUAGGUAGAUGAUAGGGACGGGUGGGAUGGCGAGGAUCAUGAUUAGUAGUAUUUGCGGCGGUGGUUGAGGCAUGGCUCAGAGUCCUAGAUUUCGGUCUCUUCGUAUCAUUCUUAUGUACCUAUCACCAUCAGUAAUGGACUCGUUACUAUUACAGGAG